AUGCAAGAAAAAUUACCCAUAUCUGACCCUACAGAUGUGCAAGUCGUUUCACAGUACCCAAAGAUGAAGAAUGAUGAAGGAUUUUCUAGGAACACAAGUUUUUCUUCUAUGAAUUUUGACAUUUGCAGAAUAUGUCACUGUGAGGGUGAUAUUGACACACCCUUAAUAGCACCAUGUUAUUGUGCUGGUUCAUUACGAUUUGUGCAUCAAGUGUGUUUACAACAAUGGAUUAAAUCAUCAAAUAUACGAUGUUGUGAACUAUGUAAAUUUCAGUUCAUUAUGCAAACCAAAACCAAACCAUUUAGUCAAUGGGAGCAUUUAGAAAUGUCUGGCAUGGAGCGUAAAAAGUUGGUAUGCGCAAUGUUGUUUCAUAUAAUUGCCAUGACAUGUGUUUGUUGGUCACUCUAUGUACUUAUGGAUCGGACAUUGGAAGAAGUUGAACGUGGGCAGUUGGAUUGGCCAUUUUGGACCAAACUUAUUGUUGUGGGUAUCGGCUUUACAGGUGGUGUUGUUUUCAUGUACAUACAGUGCAAGUCAUAUUUUAUGCUUUGCCAAAGAUGGAAAGCAUACAAUAGGGUAAUAUAUGUACAAAAUGCCCCAGAAAAACCACGAAAAAAUCAAACUAUACUCAUUGAUGUUGCUGAGAGUAGUUCAGUUGAAACUAAUGCGGCUACAUCAAUUGUGCCUUUUAAACCACCCAUUGAACAAAAUGAUGAAACCAGUAUUGAUCUCAAAGGUGUACGUAAUGUUCAUAUAUUUUUUAAUAAUGAAGAUAAUCCCAUUAGAUUUCAAGAAGUAGACAAUCGAGAACAAGAAGAUAUUGAAAAACCCAUUUCAAGUGACACUGGAACUUCUUGGCAUAUACAGAUAGGAAAAACUCAAGGGGAAAAUCCUGAAGGUGAAUGUAACCAGGCAGCUGUAUGUCAAAGCAAUCAAUCAGACCCAUCUUUUUUAAAAUUGCAAAUUAAAACAGCAGAAAUAGUAAUCAAAUUUGGACAAAAUGAAACUGUUCCUAACGAAAAGGAAUUUGACAAUAAAAACGUUAACAUUCAAAUUGAAGAAUCAAAAUCUAAAAAUGACAUGCCUGAUAUUACAAAUCCAGUUCAAAUACGAUUGGAUUAUGGAAGAGACAAGAAUUAUGAAGACAUGGAAGAAGCCCACGGGUCUCCUUCCCAAUCGCCAUUGUUAUCAUCUAGAAGACUCUCUAACUAUAGAGAUGAUAAAUAA
Molecule: messenger RNA, 1227 nt
Organism: Macrosiphum euphorbiae (potato aphid)
Lineage: Eukaryota; Metazoa; Arthropoda; Insecta; Hemiptera; Aphididae
Source: the annotation of a GenBank genome assembly